UUUCUUCUGACCGAUGGAUUUCUUCAGUCGUUAUCUAUCCAAGAUCUGCUGAGGGCCCAUUGGCAGCUUGUCAAGCUCCUCCAAGCUCACAGGGUUUCUUCUUUCAUUUCCUACCAUUCCAAACAUCUUCCAUUACCUCCCAAGUACACCGCGGUUGGUCUUCUGCUCUCUUCCGUUUCAGCACCCACUUUCGUUACUCAAACCCUCCCGUCACUGGUUCAGCUCUCCGCAUUUCGGCUGUGUUCUUUCCCCCCUCCCCGCCUACGUAACUCUCUCGAGAACGCAGACGAACAGACACUUGCCCUCACGGGACCAAGAACCCACUCGAAGUCAUCAUCAUGUCUCUCACUCGGGUUGCCUCUGUCGAUGGAUUGGAACGAGAAAGAAGAGGCUCCAGCGUCUCUUCGCAUCGAAGAAUGAGUUUCAAUCCCUUCACGGAUCGGGUACCGGACGGCCAUAGGAAGCCCAGUGUCGUCUCUGCAGCUCUACAAUUCGAAGAGGUAUCUAAACAAAAGCGGAUACUACAAGUCGUCGUCGCCAUCAUUUACUGCCUGUUUGCUGCCGGCAUCGUCUUCGGCUACGCUGCUAUCAAACCCGUCCUUAUCGACGAAGGCGUCUUCAAGAACCUGUGUACUGCGGAAGAGGUGGAGAAGCACACCACACCAUGCUACCAGCAAGAGAUCCGCUUGAACUUGAUGUUCACCGUUGCGGCUGUGUCGACCAACGUUGCAGCAUUGCCUAUCGGUACCAUCCUUGACAAAUACGGUCCACGAGUAUGCGGUAUUAUUGGAAGCAUCUUCCUUACCACCGGAGCUCUGCUGUUUUCCUUUGCCAGUAAAGUCAACAGUGGGGAUCUAUAUACGCCAGGCUACUUCUUCCUCGCACUCGGUGGCCCGUUCGUAUUCAUAUCCUCUUUCCAACUCUCCAACACGUUUCCUCAGAACUCGGGUCUCAUUCUGGCCCUAUUGACCGGCGCUUUCGACUCCUCUUCGGCUCUCUUCCUUGUUUUCCGCCUCCUCUACGAAUCCACUGGCGGCAGGCUCGACACCCACCGCCUCUUUCUAAUCUACCUGGUUGUGCCUGUAUUCGUUUUGCUCGUACAGGUUUUCAUCAUGCCAAACGACUCAUACAAGACGGUCAGCGAGGUUGUCAAGGACGCCGAAGAGGAGAUCAACGCGCCUACCCCACCAGAAGUUUCUGAAGAGGAGGCACUCGAGUACCGCGAACGCAGAAGGAGCACAAUCGCCGAGGUCAGCCUCCUACUGGAUAAAAGUACCAACACUAAACGUGCGAAACGUGAAGAGAACAAGAACUCCAAGUCCGGCGUCUGGGGCGCCUUGCACGGCUAUUCCGCCCUCGAUCAGAUCAAGACUCCUUGGUUCUGGCUUAUCACUUUGUUCACUGUGGUCCAAAUGACCCGCAUCAACUAUUUUGUGGCGACCAUUCGUCCUCAGGAGCAGUAUCUGCUGGGUUCAGCACGUAAGGCGAAGAUGGUCAACGACUUCUUCGACGUUGCUCUGCCCCUGGGCGGUGUCCUCAGUAUCCCGUUCAUUGGAACUUUACUGGACCACACCUCGACACCUUUCGCGUUGGGCUUUCUGGUCGUCACGGCUACCAUCAUUGGUGUUUUGGGAUGCCUGCCAUAUAUGUGGGCGGCUAUCGCCAACGUUUGCCUCUUUGUCGUCUACCGACCAUUUUACUACACCACCGUCUCCGACUACUCGGCCAAGGUGUUCGGCUUCCAGACCUUUGGCAAGGUGUACGGUCUCAUUAUUUGUCUGGCUGGGCUGUUCAACUUUCUCCAGUCACCUCUGGACGCGGCCACACAUGUCAUUUUCAACCUCAACCCUAUCCCGGUGAAUGUCAUUCUCAUGAGCUUGGCCGUGGUCGUUGGCAUAGCACUCGUCUCGUUUACCUACAUCAAGAGCCGCAACAUGAAGCGCGAGCAUCUGGAAGACGAAGCCGAGGGCGCGACGGAGACAUUGAUGCCAGAUCCUAAUGGUCAAAGUUAUGGUACUUGAGGAUGAAGUGUCAUAAGGGCAUGCCCAGCUAGGCAUAUGUAUAUGCCACGUCAUUGUCGAAACUGUGGAGAUCAGCAUCGUGGACUCUAUGGCGAUGUCUGCAUGUCUGUCCUGCAUUCGGUGGCUUGGUCGUUUAAAAUAUUCGAGCGCGGCGUUGCAUCAUGUGGGUGGUCUUUCUUGGGGAUCUGGUUGAACAUAUUCAGUGUCGAAAGGGGAGUUCAGAGUAAAUACAUCGCCAUUCGCGAACCAAAAAGGAGAGCCAGAUGUUUGGCCAAAAUGAUAUCACGGUUGAUUAUGAUUGUACAUAGCAGAAAAUAAAAUCCUCAAUGACUUGAG
Exophiala viscosa is the source of this 2357-nucleotide messenger RNA. Its product is annotated as MFS transporter, LAT3 family, solute carrier family 43, member 3. The transcript is spliced from 2 exons. Gene Ontology annotation, molecular function: transmembrane transporter activity. Lineage: Eukaryota; Fungi; Ascomycota; Eurotiomycetes; Chaetothyriales; Herpotrichiellaceae. Gene Ontology annotation, cellular component: fungal-type vacuole membrane. The record is from RefSeq and is a predicted model, not a curated record. Gene Ontology annotation, biological process: transmembrane transport. Bases 339 to 2021 code for a protein of 560 amino acids.